UCAUCAUUGGCAUGAAUCAACAGAAAAACAAAACAAAAUUCCGACUAAAGUGACAAGUCGCAACAACAAAAAGCAUUGAAUUUUUACAAAGAAUAGCAAAAAAACGAAAAUGAUGAAUUCAACAGCAGCUUUAGAUCAAUUAUUUCAUGGUUUUGGAAGACAAAUUACAUUUGUACCUUGUAUCGAUUGGAAUGGACCGCAUCAUAUAUUUUUACAAUUGGCAAAUUUUUUUCUCUUUAUUGGUUUAUUUUUUGGUUCAAUCAAAAUUUAUUCGAUAAUAUUUUUACGUUCAAUGAUAUUGGUUGGAAAUCUGCUGACAAUAUUAUGGACAUGGUUAGUUUCAUGUUCAACUGAUCUGUUAUUAUGGAAUUUGAUAUUUGCCUUCUUGAAUUUUAUUCAUAUUAUUAUCUUAUUUUUUAAACUUCAUCCAUUUAUCAGAUUUCCACAUGAAGUUGAAAUGUCAUAUAGAAAUCUAUUUCGACCACUUGGUGUAUCACGUUAUGAUUUUCAACGUCUUUAUUCAUUAACACGUGGUAUUCAAACAUUGAAACCAAAAGAUAUUUAUUCGGUUGAAAAUGAAACAUUAUUAGAUCGAUUGUCAUUAUUAUUAACCGGUCGUAUUUCCGUAAUACAUAAUGGUUAUACAUGUUCGAUUAUUGAUUCAUAUCAAUUUUUGGAAUCACCUGAAUGGUUUGGUAUGAAUCAAACUGAUCGUUAUCAAGUAUCAUUCGUCGCAUUGGAAGAAUCACAAUUAUUAGUUUGGAAUCGUGAUAAACUUAAACUAUCAAUCAGUUCGGAUCGUUAUCUGCAAACAAUUCUCGAUCAUAUUCUUGGAAAAGAUAUUGUUAAAAAAUUAAUGCUAUCAUUAGAUAUUGAUCUGGUUGGUCAGUUUAAUGAUCGAUUUUCAAAUAAUAAUCAUCAUCAACAAUCGGAAAAAACAAAACUAAUGCAACCAUCUCCAUCAGGUUUUUCACAUCCACAUCUUCGUAAUAGUAAUCAUCAAAUUUUACCAUUAAAUAAUAUGAAAAAUUCAUCACAAUGUUUUUGGAAUCUAUCGACAUUGUCACCAACGAAUGUUGUUGUUUGUAAUAACGAAUCUUCCGCUACUGCAAAUGAAUCAAUUUUAUCACAAUUAGCUGCUAAUCAUCCAAAUAACAAUUAUCAUCACCCACAGGAAACAACUUUAUAAACUAAGGAAAAAAUUUUUGAUUUUAUUUCAACAAUUUCUAUGAUAAUCACAGAUAAUAUUUAAAAAUUGAUUCAAACGUUUCGAUAUGCUGAAAUGGAGUAAAUCUUGGCAGGCAAAUAUAAUCAACAGGAUUAAUAUUUGGAUUUUUUCCAUUUUUUUACCUUGUUGGAAAAAAUGGAAAAAUUAACAUCAUUCAACG
Messenger RNA from Dermatophagoides pteronyssinus (European house dust mite), 1388 nucleotides. RefSeq names its product popeye domain-containing protein 1-like. The record is from RefSeq and is a predicted model, not a curated record. Gene Ontology annotation, biological process: regulation of membrane potential; striated muscle cell differentiation; skeletal muscle tissue development. NCBI's taxonomy places the organism in Eukaryota, Metazoa, Arthropoda, Arachnida, Sarcoptiformes, Pyroglyphidae. Gene Ontology annotation, molecular function: cAMP binding. Gene Ontology annotation, cellular component: sarcolemma.